CACCCUUCACACACAGAACAGGGGAGGUGAGUCUGCAUCAAGUACUGCCUUUCCAGCAUCUGGGAAACUGAACGUUGCAAAUCCAUUUGCUUUUCUGCAUUCCCUGCAUAAAUUUCAAAGGACUGUAACUUGGUGGCUGCAUGCAAGUCAGGCGAAAACUAAGAAUCCUCAACCUAAACAAACAGCGGGGGCUGGCAUUUCAUUAUAUUUCUCGCGUGUCUCUGGGAGAAGGAUCCCAAUCAUGGUAUCUCCAAGGCUGUUGACAUUGCUGCUUCUAACUCAAGUGUUUGGACAAGCCCAACGCAUGACUCAAGAUGCAUUACUGAUGCAGUAUAUCGAGAGGCGCAUCAUACUCCUUGAGGAAAGGCUAGAGAAAUGCAACCAAGACAUGAACAAGAAUGUCAGGGAGUUCAGAGACUUCCGGAAAGAAAUCAUGUUCCGUUUGGAUGGACUGAGCAUUUACAAAACCGAGUUCAAGAAUGAGAUGGAGGUUAUGGGGUCCAGGAUCGGGAGGAUGGAGAAGGACAUUGACUACCUGGAGGCUCAGCAGCCCACACAACCGUGCGUGGAGAUCGACGACAAGCUGGCUGAAGCGGAAAUCCAACAGGAACAGAAGAGGAGAGCUAAGUUCCGCACGACUUCAGAUUGCGACAACAUGCUCACCAGCUUCAAGUCUCUGAAGAUCGUGAAGAAGGCGGGCAAGGCCCAGGGCUCCUGGAUAAAGGACCCGGUGCGGGACUUCCACAAGAUCUAUUUCUUCAGCGGGACGAGCGGCAAAUCGUUCGUGGAGUUCGUUGGCAUCAGGGCCUUCAUGGACAGCACGGGGAGGCAGGCGCCCAAGAGGGUGACGCUGCCGCUGGCGUGGCAAGGGACGGGCCACGUGGUCCACAAUGGCUUCCUCUACUUCCACUCCAAUGGCACGCUCAACCAGAUCAUCAAGUACGACAUACGGAACGGGACGGUGAGCGACCGCAUGCUGCUAAAUGGGGCCGGGCGGAUCCCCGCCUACCAGCUCACGCCCGGCACCUUCAUCGACCUGGCGCUGGACGAGCAGGGCCUCUGGGCCAUCCACGCCGAGCCGGAGAACAGCGGCGACGGCACCAUCGUGCUCACCAAGUUGGACCAGGGCAACCUGGCGGUGGAGCACACCUGGGACACCUCCUGCACCAGCAAGGGGGCCGAGGCAGCCUUCAUGCUCUGCGGGACCCUCUACGUGGUCUACAACACCCACUUCGGCAGCCGCUCCCACGUCCAGUGCAUCUACGACGUUGUUGAUACGGUGACCAGCGCCGACCUCCCCGCCCUGUACUUCCCCAAGCGUUACGGCAAGCACUCCAUGAUCCACUACAACCCUCGGGAGCGGCAACUCUAUGCCUGGGAUGAUGGCUACCAGACCAUCUACAAGCUCAACACCAAGAAGAAACUUCAGGAACCUCCCAGUUUCAAAUAGCUUCCAUCAUAUUUUUAUAAGCGCUUAUGUGAAGUGGCCCAAAAUUAGUGACCAAUGCUAAACAUGCUUCUGACAAUCACUUUUGUCUAGCUUCCCAAACCUGCAAUCCCAACCAAAUUGUUCUUUGGUUAAUAGCCUUAUAUCUCUAAAUAUACAGAGCACAAGGCAGGAGUGCGAUACAAUACUCUCCCCUGCAUUGAGUGCAGCACCCAACAACUCUUGUGAGUAUGAAGAAGGGACAUGACCCAGAAUGUCAUCUAUCCAUGUCCUGAGAUGCUGCCUGACCCACUGAGUUACUCCAGUACUUUGCAUUUAACCCUCGAGAAGCUUGACACCAUCAAAGCUCCAACCACAGCUCCCUCCAUCCCUGGUUCAUGGUGUUUGCUCACCCAGACCACUCCAAAAGCACGUCCCAAAGCCAUGAGAUCUACCAGCAUGAAGGACAAACGCAACAGGCACAUGAGAGUACCAUCGCCUGUAGGAUCACCUGCCAGUCACACGCCAUCCUGACCUGGAAAUGUAACGCCAUUUCUUCAACCUCACUGGGUCUAGAUCAUGGAACUCCCUCCCUGGCAGUUGGUCUACACUGUGUCCGGCACAGUGGCACAGCUGGUAGAGCCACUGCUUCACAGAACCAGAGACCAGGGUUCGAUCCUGACCUCCGGCUAUUUUCUGAGUGGAGUUUGAAGGUUCAAAGGUUAUUUUAUUGGUCACAUA
Messenger RNA from Amblyraja radiata (thorny skate), 2167 nucleotides. It is a transcript of the gene olfml1, whose product is annotated as olfactomedin-like 1. Gene Ontology annotation, biological process: signal transduction. Bases 242 to 1450 code for a protein of 402 amino acids. The record is from RefSeq and is a predicted model, not a curated record. NCBI's taxonomy places the organism in Eukaryota, Metazoa, Chordata, Chondrichthyes, Rajiformes, Rajidae. The transcript is spliced from 3 exons.